Messenger RNA from Schistosoma turkestanicum, 4629 nucleotides. NCBI's taxonomy places the organism in Eukaryota, Metazoa, Platyhelminthes, Trematoda, Strigeidida, Schistosomatidae. The record is from the annotation of a GenBank genome assembly.
AUGCUUGAUUCUCUUUCGUGUUCUGGGGACAGUUUGUUGUCGAAAGAGGCUUUUGAUGUAAAAGAAAUAGCUCCUGAAAAUACUUCAAAGAAGUCAUAUAUCUUACCACUUGAUCUUGUCGAUGAUGAGUCAAAUGAUCAAUUUAACAACAAUAUUGAUUCUUCAUCUUCCUAUCAAAUACAUUCAUUUGAUGAAAACAAUGAGUUGUUUACUGAUGAAAACGAUAUGGAAGAAAGAAAAGAAAAAGUCGGUCGAUGGACACUUAGCUCUGGUGCAGCUAAAAAGGUAUCUAAAAGUAAAUCUAGUAGGCGUAAUUCAAGUCAUUCUAAACCAACUAACAUGGAAGAAGAAAGACUUCAAAUUUAUAGUGAAUCACAACGACUUGUACGAGAAUCUGAUGUUCACUUACCAGUCCAUAGACCUAAGCAAUUUAAAUGUUUCAGUGAGUUUCGUCAAUCUCUAAAAGGUUCACAGUCAAAUGAAACAAAAAAUUGUGAAAUAUCCUCUCAGAAUAAAUUACAUUCAGACUGUGACACUCAUCUUCAACCAACUAUAGGACAGUCUAUCCAAAAUGAUGAAACUCAAGAUAUCAAACCAUUCACUUCACAAGGUUGUUCAGUAGUUGAUCAUCCUGUUCAUUCAGUUGACAUUGACUGCAUCACCUCUGUGCCAUCGCUUUCAUCCGAUGUAAAACCGUCGCCCGAUGUUACGAGUGAACCAGGCGUGCUAACCAACUUAUUGCCUCGCCUUACUACAAGAAAAUUGAAAAAUGAUGAAGGCGAAGAAUUUUUCAUAGAUUUAGGUGAAUCAGUUCCUACUUCAGUGUCAGCUGUAACUCCUAAUCAAUUAUUGGCUCGUUUAAAAUCUCAUCUUCAUGUGUCUCAUGAAAAAGUUGUACGUGGACCAAUCCAAUAUUCAAUUAUAACAAAGGUACAAAGCAGCGACGCUGAACGUGAAGAACUACAAGUAGAAACAGUUACACAUGAAUCAUCCAAAGAACUAUCAACAACUACCUCAGUUAGUAGAAAACAAUGGUUAGAACACAGAAAAAUUCUCCAAGAGAAAAUGCGUCAAAAAAGGCUAGAGCAAUAUGAAAUGCGAUUAAAGGAAGAGGGUACAUGUUAUUCUAAGUCAAAAAAUGAAAAUACUGGGGAAUUAUCCAAUAGUGAUGAAGAAUGGUCAGAAGGGGAUGAAAAUGGCAGUGAAAUAUCCGAUGAAAACUCAACUACUGAUGAAGAAAGUAGCAGUGAUAGUGAAAGUGAUGAAGAAGACGAAGAAGAAGGAAACGAAUCACCUGAUGAUGAUGACGAAGAUGACAAUGCAGUGGUUGGCAGUAAAAAGGCUUCAAAGCAUCGUCCUUGUCUUUUCGCUGACGAUGAAGCAGAGGAAAGUGAGAACGAUGAAGUACUUUCAGAGGCUAAUGAUCUUGAAGAUGAAGAGUCUCUAAUAUGUGCAGACCGUGCGGAUUUAAAACAAAAGAAAUCUUACAGCAAAGCUCUUCAUGCCAAUAAUCCAACCGUACAGUCUGGAAAAAAUAUCAACAAAUCUUGCAUCUCUCAGCAACAACAUUUACAGUUAGAUGAUUUUACUGAUCUACCUGAAGAAACCAUUGGAUUUAAACGUUUUCCAUCUUAUAAUAAUGGUUAUAGUUUUAAUCUUGCACCAAGACAUAAUGGAGCUCUAGGUCCUGCUGAUAUAGACCUUUUCGCUUCUGAAUGUUCUAGUAUUCUAGACAGAACUAUGAACCCUCAGUCGAUAUUGGCCUCUACUCGUUUAGAUGCAACCACCAUCAAUGAUGAAAAUAAAUCUCGUUUUACGCGUAAUUCAUCUUCUCAUAGUCAAUGGAAUAAUACACCUUAUGAAUUACUGUAUUCUCAAAAGCCAAAUAGUCAAUUAACUUCCAGAUCAGAAUCGAUCACUCAAGAGUUCAUUGAUGACAAUCCUAUGAUGAUAUCUAAUCUUCAUAACAUAUCAUCUCAAGAUACAGUCUUAUUAUCUCAAGAACCAACUCAACCAAUAUCUGAACAAGAUCCUACGCUUAUACUAUCUGAAGAAGCCAAUUCAAGUGUUCAAUCACAAGUCCUACAUGAAAACCGUCGUCAUUUGUUCGGUGAAUCAGUGAGUGACAAUUCAGAAUUGUUUAUGGACAUCCCAAUGAAGUCAAGCAUUGAAAAUGAUUCUCAGGUUCACCAUGAAAAUCGUCAUAAUCUGUUUGGUGGUGGAUCAAUAUGUGACAAAUCACAAGUAUUCAUGGAUUUAGUUACUACAACGAAACCGUUGGAUGACAAUGAUUUAGAUUCUCAGAUUGAUCAUGAUGACCGUCGUAAUCUGUUUGGCGGGUCGAUCGGUAACGAAUCACAAGAACUUGAUGACAAAACAACAAAAUUACAUUCAGAUAGUUAUGUAACAGAUUCCCAAACUCAUUAUGAUAAUCAUUCGCAAGCUUUGAUGAAUUUAGCGCAUGAUAAUGAUGAACCAGAUUCCCAACUUGAACAUGAAAAGCAUAGAAAUCUGUUCAGUGGAUCAAUAUAUGGCCAGUCACAAGGAUCAAUAAAUGAUUCGGCAAACUCAGUUGUCGUUAAUAAUAAUCAUAAUUCAGAUUCGUACGAAAACUGUAAUAAUCUACUUAACGAGUCUACAUAUGACCGAUCACAUGGUUUGGUUGAUGAAAUGCUGAAACCAUCUGUAAAUAAUCAUUCUGAUCCAGAACUUCAAAAAUCUGAGCUCCCGACUUCUGAGUUUUCAACUCAAAACUCAUCUCGUCGACGAGUUUUAGUUUUCGACGAUGAGGAUGAUGAUGAUGAUGAAAAGGAAAAUGAAGAAAAGAAGAAAAUCGAUCACAUUGAAUCAUCUUCACUCACUCCUUUUAAAUCCGCAACAGAAUUUAAUUUUACUGAUGAAAAUUUGUCAGAUAACAAUGGGGUGGUGGAAGCAGAGGAUGAGAAGACCUCCGAUAUUGAUGAAUCAGAUAAUCAUACUGUUGAAGCAGAAGAUGAUGAUGUUGAUGAAGUGAAUACUGAUCCUGAUGAGAUUACUGACGAAGAGAAUGUUGGCGACGAUAAUGAAUCCUCUUCAGAAGGAGACGAAGAGGUUGAACAAGAGAAUUCUUUUGAAGAUGAUGUUGAUGAUGAUGAUGAAGAGGAAGUUCAACGUCUUACUAUACAAUCGAAUGAAAUUAAAAAGAAGAAAAAAUUUCGUGUAAAUGACUUUUUGGAUGAAGAAGCUGAAUUAUCUGGUGAUGAAAAUGAACGAGCUUAUUUUAUGGAUGAUGAAAAUGAAUUAAAUCCUGAUGAUGAUGCUAAUGAAGAGUUCGCUGAUUUAAUUGAUGAAGAUGAAUCAAAUAUUCCAUCAGCUGGUCGUUUACGACGUCAAAUUGAACGUGUACAUCAUCGCCUGCAAACUGAUCAAGAUCUACGUGAACUACGUUAUCUUAAGGAACUUUAUUUUGAAGACGGUGAUUUACAUGCAGAAAAUGGUCGAGUUCGUCAGAGACGUUUUCGUUGGCGUGGUUUAGAUAAUGAUGAUCCAUUCGCUGAUCAAAUAAACAUGGAUAACAGUGGUGAUGAUGAUGAUAAUUCAAGUGAUGAUGGAAAGACUAGUAUACCAUUCGGUCCUAUAGAUAAUUGGUUACGUCGUUGUCCAAUCAAAUCAUCUAAUGAUGUGAAUAAUCAAUCAGUUGAAAAUGAUGAUUUAAAUUCUACCAGCAACAUUCUACAUCCAGUAUCAUCAUCAUCAUCAUCUAAUCAACAGAUAAAUAAUAAUAAUAAUGAAGACUUGAAUAAUUCUGAUGAAGAAAAAGAAAAUUCUGAAAGAGUAAUUGAUAAUUCAUCAACUGAUGUUUUAUCAUUAGGAAGAAAAGCUUUAUUAAAAUCUCAAACAAAAUUACAAACUCAAAUAAUUGUACGAAAUAAGUUACCGGCCAAUCGUGGUAAGACAACCAAACCGUCAUCUGUACCUAGAAAUUCAUCAAUCUCUAACUAUUUCUUGCAACCUAAAUCUCAUAAUCUACCAGUCAAUGAAGGUGUUACUAAUGAUCCAGAUGAUAAUAGCAGCAGAAUUGACAACGUUAUCAUUAGUGAUAAUAAUCACGAUAAACCUAUUACUCCUGUGAAGUGUACUGAUGUUAAUAAUAUUAAUAAUAAUCGUAAUAAUAGUGAUGUAAAGCUGCAAAUGAUCAGACGCGGUUCCCUAUUGAGUCGUUUGCCUGGAAGUCUUCUUCCUAGUUAUAAAUCUGAAUCUACCCAGGUUCAUUCAAAUGUUAAUGCUGAAUUCGAUGUCGCCAUGUCAAAAAGUGAAAAUCGUCGUGACAAAACAAAUUUGGAUUUACGUAGCAGAGUCGGUUUAUCGUGUUUUAGUGUUGUGACGCCUCAAAUUAAACCAGAAAAAAUCGACUCAUUUGACGAUAACAGUUCAAUUAAUGAAAAUACUCAAAAACCCAGCAUUAAGAAAAAACGCUCAGCUGGUAUGAUCAAAUCUAAUUCCGUUUUGUUAAGUCCUCCAAGUUUAAAACGCCAUCGAUCUUCUAGUGUGUUUACUGCUCUACUGUGAAUAAUCUCCCCUACUUUAUUUUACCCUACAACUGUAAAAAAAAUUACUUGAUAAAGCCUUUCAUGUUUUAUAUACUUUUUU